Molecule: messenger RNA, 360 nt
Organism: Lactuca saligna
Lineage: Eukaryota; Viridiplantae; Streptophyta; Magnoliopsida; Asterales; Asteraceae
Source: the annotation of a GenBank genome assembly
AUGCAUGUUUGCCUUCAUCUUCCUUUUGCUAUUGCUCUCUACUUAUCUAGCAUGGCUCUAGGGUGUACACCUUCAAGCAGGAUCUGCGGGGGUCAUUGGUUUACUUGGUUGGCCUUAUCCUAUGAGGGAGGUCGGGGAGUCGUUGAGGAUUCAGAGGAUGAUAUCGUGGAGCCGAUUCAGAAGGUGAAGCUGGAGGACAUUGUUAUGCUUGCCUUCAUGAGGCAUCAAAGGCCUAGCUAUGUUGAGCCUAGUCAACCAAAGAUGACUCUACGUUGCUGCAUAGGAGGAGCAUUACUGGAUUAUGGAUUCAGUCUCUUUGGUGGUAUGACAUCUGGGGUUGGACCAUCAACCUUUUCCUAA